GCGAGGAUGGCACAGAGAGAUAUGUUCGGAAGCGAGAGAGGGAGAGAGAGAGAGAGAUUGAGGGGUAUAGGCAACGAAGAGCAGCAAUAACAGGAAACACCGCGCGCAGAGCUUUCCUACUGAGUCGAUGCUCGCGCUGACCAGAGCAGACCGAUAAAACGGGAAGAGGAACGUCUCACAACUCUAAACAGAACCAACCGGUUCUAACAGUCUCGCGGAGAGAGAGAAAAAGGGAGAGAACAGUCUGUUUCCGUGCAGGGAGUUAUCCAGUCGAGUGAGUUGUCAAAAAAAGUCAUUGAGGAGAAAAGAAAGAGCUAUGGAUUCCCCCUCGGAUUUGUUUGGUCAUCAGUCCUCCUUGAUCUCUCCUUUCGACCCCUAUCCCAACCCCUCUGACCACCCCACACCCUCAGGAGGGGGGCACGGUGCACCCAACCCCUCCUCACGACCCCCCUACCCCCUCAUCCACCACCUGCUGCAGCCUGGUGGAGUCCCCAUGAGGGUCGGGGGGCAAUUACACCCACAAAGAUAUAACAGGGAAGAGGAGGAAGAAGGAGGGAUGGAGAGAGAAGAGGAGGAGGAGGAGGAGGAGGGGAUGGGUGGAGGAUUGGUGGGGGUAGGGGGGAAGAGGCUCAGUGGCUCCGCCCUAGUGGCGGACUGGAGUUAUGACAUGCUGAGAGUGAAGAGAUUAAGACUGGAGAGUCUAGUUAAAGGAGAUGGAGAGAUAGGCUUAGAGGAGGAGGAGGAGAGAGGGAGAAGGAGUGCGGAGAGGGGGAACAGGGAGAGAGGGAGGGAGGAGAGGAGAAAGGAGAGAGAGGAGCUGAAGGAACAGUUGGAAGAGGCGAGAGGAAGACUGAAGACCUUACAGGAGAAAGUCUGGAAAGCAUUUGGAGAGAGACCCGCUCAGGAGGAGAGGAGGAAGAGGGGCGGAAGAGAGGAGGAUGGUGAUGGAGGGAUGGACGAAGAGGAGGAGGAGGAGGAGACAGCAGAAGGGAUCACUGAAGAGGAAGAGGGGGGAGAAAUCGACGAUCUCCCUCUUUCCUUCAUCCCUCCUUCUCCCCCUUUCUACAGCGUCACUAAACGAGACCGAAAAGCGAGGGAUCACGAGAAGCCAACAGGGGAAGAUAAGAGGAACGUGAACGGAGGAGGUGGGGUGUUUUUGGAGGGGGUUCUGGAGAGGGCGGCAGUGUGGAUGGGGUGUGGGGUGGAGGGGGAGUGGGAGGGUUUUGGGGGAGGCGGAGGGAGUCAGAAGUUUGCCCAAGCUUUAAAACAGGAACUAGGGAGCGCUGUAGCUCGAGUCAUCGAUAGGGUCCUCCGUCUAUACACUCAAAACCAACCUCUCCCUCCCUCUGUCCAUCCCUCCAUCUUGUCGUCCGGAGAGAGAGGGAACGAGGGAGGAGACAAUGGAGGAGUGUGGGCAACCCUUAGAGAGAGGGAGGAGAGGAGGGGGCGAGUUGGUGUGACACAUGACCAGCAACCCCCCCGCCCAAACGGAGACCCUCCCCCCCACACCUUCCGAGAACAAUCGGAAGCGCUGCCGUUGGUUACGCGUCGACCCGACAACCGCAGAGCCACACUUCUGCCCUCCAACAACCGCACUCACAACCCUCUCCUCCCUUCUCACCCCCUCCCCCCUCUCCGUCAACCUCACCCCCACCCCGCCUUCCUCCCCCCUGUCUCUCGUCAUAAGGACUCCUCCCCCUUCCUCCCCCCCUCCUCCUGCCCGCUCCCCCUCCCCCUCCUCCACUACACCAUGCAACAGCUCUUCACUCGUUCUCUCUCUCACCUUCCUCCUCUCCACAAGGGGAACGUUAUGAACUCUGAUGCCUACAUGGAGGGGAACCCUUUCCCCCCCCAGCACACCUCCUCCUCUCAUCCCUCCUUCCCUCCUCUCUCCCUCGCUCUGAUGGGCGGGUUGGAUCGGCUGGAUGGAGGGAUGCAGCAUCUUCAUGACAGAGAGAGAGAGAGGGAUGGAGGGAUGAGAGGAGGAGGAGGGGAUGGAGGGAUGAGAGGAGGAGGAGGAGGGGAUGGAGGAAUGGAUUCGGGGAUGUUUCUUGGACCGGGUUCAUCUCAGGAGGGUUUGUCUCCCUGUCAUCUGAAGAAAGCCAAACUGAUGUUCUUCUACGCGAGAUACCCCAGCUCUAACACGCUCAAGACUUACUUCCCUGAUGUCAAGUUCAACCGCUGCGUGACCUCGCAGCUGAUCAAGUGGUUCAGUAACUUCCGAGAGUUCUUCUACAUCCAGAUGGAACGCUUCGCCAGACAGGCUGCCCGCGACGGGGCACCCUGCCUGGGGAGAGACAGCAGAGAGCCCCCCCUCCGCCUGGGGAGGGACACGGAGCUCUAUCGCAUACUGAACAUGCACUAUAACAAGAGCAAUGAUUAUCAGGUUCCUGACAGGUUUGUAGAGAUAGCAGAGUUAGCCCUGAGGGAGUUCUUCACAGCCAUACAGACAGGACGUGACAGUGACCCCUGCUGGAAGAAAUCCAUUUAUAAGAUGAUCUGUAAACUAGAUAGUCCUGUGCCUGAUAGCUUUAGACUGCCUGGCUGCCCUAUUGGCUGAGGAGAGGUCACAUGCACACCCCCUGGGAACACACACCAUGACCUGAUGAACAACAAUAAAAUAGAACAUGUGACCUAUAAUGGAGGGAGGAGCAAGGAAGGUCUAAUGGAAUUACUAUGAUAGGAUAUUACUAUACUAUAAUAUUAUACAAUAUUACUAUACUGUACUAUACUAUUAUACAAUAUUACUAUACUGUACUAUACUAUUAUACAAUAUUACUAUACUGUACUAUAUAUACUAUUAUAUGAUAUUACUAUACUGUACUAUACUAUUAUAUGAUAUUACUAUACUGUACUAUACUAUUAUACAAUAUUACUAUACUGUA
Messenger RNA from Oncorhynchus masou masou (cherry salmon), 2885 nucleotides. It is a transcript of the gene prox3, whose product is annotated as prospero homeobox 3. Gene Ontology annotation, biological process: regulation of transcription by RNA polymerase II. Gene Ontology annotation, molecular function: RNA polymerase II cis-regulatory region sequence-specific DNA binding; DNA-binding transcription factor activity, RNA polymerase II-specific. NCBI's taxonomy places the organism in Eukaryota, Metazoa, Chordata, Actinopteri, Salmoniformes, Salmonidae. Gene Ontology annotation, cellular component: nucleus. The record is from RefSeq and is a predicted model, not a curated record.